AUGGACCUCCGUAACACUAUCGAGUCCACUCUGUCGGCGGAUGCCACUGUGCGCCAACAGGCCGAAACAGCGCUCAAAUCGGCCGAACAGCAUCCAGGUUUCACCACCGCCCUACUCGAUAUAUUGCAGGCCGAAGAAAAUGCGGCUGUGCGCCAAUCUACUGCCAUCUACCUCAAGAACAGGAUAUCGAGAGGCUGGUCAACCGAAAACCCUGUUCAUACUCCCAUACCAGAAGGCGAGCGGAAGCCCUUCAGGGACCGUCUCCUGCCCGUCCUUGCCUCCACUCCCUCACAAAUCCGGGCUCAACUCGUGCCUGCCCUUCUGACGAUCCUACAUCACGAUUUUCCCUCCAAAUGGCCGGAAUACAUAGAUAUCACCAUCCAACUGGUGGACGGUCAAGAUGCCUCGUCUGUCUUCGCAGGUCUACAAUGUCUUCUGGCUGUAUGUCGGACAUAUCGCUUCAGAGCAGGCGAGUCGGACCGCGUCAAUCUGGAUAAGGUGGUCCAAGCAUCCUUCCCACGGGUGCUGGCCAUCGGCAAUAAAUUGGUGGACGAAACAAACCCUGAGGCUAGCGAAAUGCUGCGACUGGUGGUCAAAUGCUACAAGCACGCCAUCUACUACGAGCUUCCAACUCCGCUGCGCGAACACCAGACAACGGUCGAUUGGUGCACACUUUUCCUUCGCAUAAUCUCGCACGACCCUCCUGCGUAUGCCAUGAAUGAGGACAUCGAUGAACGAGAACAAAAUCACUGGUGGAAAGCCAAAAAGUGGUGCUAUGCCAAUCUCAACAGACUCUUCGUCCGCUACGGUAACCCGACAGGUCUGUCCACGAGCCAGGCGAAAGAGUUUGGAGAAUUUCCCAAGAUGUUCAUCACUCACUUCGCGCCGGAGAUAUUGAAAGGCUACCUCGGCGAGAUCGAAAAAUGGGUUGGCGGAAAUCAUUGGUUGAGCAAGCCGUCCCUCUCAUAUACUCUGAUAUUCUUGGAGGAGUGUGUAAAGCCCAAGUCUAUGUGGGAUGUUCUCAAACCCCAUAUGGACAAUCUGGUCAAACACCUGGUAUUCCCAGUGCUGUGCUUGUCGGAAGACGACAUCGAGGUCUUCAACGACGAUCCCGCCGAAUAUCUUCACCGGAAGCUGAACUAUUAUGAGGAGGUUUCGGCGCCUGAUAUUGCAGCCAUCAAUUUCCUGAUUGCAUUGACAAAGAGCCGCAAGCAGCAGACAUACGUCAUUCUGUCCUACGUAAAUGAGGUUGUCACCAAAUACGAGUCGGCUCCAGACGAUCAGAAGAAGCCGGUUGAGAAAGAGGGUGCACUCCGCAUGAUUGGUUCUCUAGCUUCUGUCAUCUUGGGAAAGAAGAGCCCAAUUGCCGAUCAGGUCGAGUACUUUUUCGUCCGUCAUGUCUUCCCUGAGUUCAGGUCCCAGCAUGGCUUCCUCCGAGCUCGGGCUUGUGAGACGAUGGAGAAGUUCGACCAGCUUGACUUCAAGGAUCCCAACAACCUCAUGGUCAUUUACCGCAAUAUGCUGGAAUCGAUGGCUGACCAGGAACUACCUGUACGAGUGCAAGCCUCGCUCGCGUUGCAACCACUGAUCAGGCACGACGUGAUAAGAACCGCCAUGCAGCAAAAUAUCCCUCAAAUCAUGCACCAGUUACUGAAGUUGGCGAAUGAGGUCGACGUGGAUGCCUUGUCCAAUGUCAUGGAGGAUUUCGUCGAAGUCUUUUCCGAGCAGCUCACUCCCUUUGCUGUUGCUUUGUGCGAGCAGUUGCGGGACACCUACCUCCGCAUCAUUCGGGAACUACUCGAGAAGAACGAGGCAAAGGCGCAUUUGAAUGGCGAAGCCCCGGAGUAUGGAGAAUAUUUGGACGACAAAUCUAUCGCCGCCCUUGGAGUGCUGCAGACCAUCGGGACACUGAUCCUUACUUUAGAGGCCAGUCCUGAUGUGCUGCUCCACCUCGAGACGAUCCUCAUGCCUGUCCUCACGAUCACGCUCGAGAACAAGUUAUUCGAUCUAUUCAACGAGGUUUUCGAGAUUGUCGAUUCUUGCACCUUCGCCUCCAAGUCCAUCUCAGACACAAUGUGGCAGGCAUUCGAAUUGAUGCAUAAGACUUUCAAGGACGGCGCGGAGCUAUAUCUGGAAGACAUGCUGCCAGCCCUCGACAACUUUGUUGCUUAUGGCCAGGAUCGUUUGGUACAGCAUCCGCCUUACCUUCAAGUCCUAGCUGGAAUGGUUAGAGAUAUAUUCCAAGACCAGAAGGUUGGCAGUGUCGAUCGAAUAUGCGGUUGCAAGCUCGCCGAGGCCCUCAUGCUGCACCUCCGUGGCCGAGGUCCACUCGACACGUAUAUUGAGACAUUCAUCAGCCUAGCCAUGGACAUACUGGCCAAUCCCUCUCAAAAAGCCAACAUGGUCAAGUCUUAUAAACUUCACCUGCUCGAAAUGGUCAUCAACGCUCUCUACUACAAUCCACUACUGGCCCUGCAGAUCCUCGAGUCCCAUAAUUGGACCAAUAAGUUUUUCUCUAUCUGGUUUGGCAGCAUCGACAACUUCCGCCGCGUCCACGACAAGAAACUGUGCAUCGCCGCCAUCUCUGCUCUGCUGACCAUCCGAGGCGAGCAGGUUCCGCAGUCCGUACAGACUGGUUGGCCUAGACUAUUGACAGGGGCUACGUAUCUAUUCCGGACGCUACCCGCGGCUAUGAAGGCACGCGAAGAGAACAUGCGAGCGAAUGAUGGUGCAGAUCUGGACGAUGAAUAUCUCUCUAGCGAAGACCCCGAUGAGUGGAAUGACGAACCGGGUGGCGCGCAAGACGCCUCUGAGUGGGGCAACGUCGAAUCGGCCACUCUGCCAGAUACUAAGGGCGACAUCAAAGACGAAUCGCAAGCGUAUCUGGAUUUCCUCUCUGAAGAAGCCAAGAAGUUCAGUUCACUCGUCGAGGAUGACGAGGAGAGUAUGCUUGAAGAUGACAGCGUUCUAGAAAGCCCACUCGACAAAUUCGACCCUUACGGUACCUUCAAGGAAAGUCUCGGCAGACUACAGCAGGAGCAGCCACAGCUGUACGGGCAGCUCACGGGCGUACUGGCGCAGGAAGACCGCGAUGUAUUGACCCAAGUUGUUCAGCAUGCGACGACGCAGCAGCAACAACAACAACAACAACAACAAGCUGCCCAACGAGCUGCUGUACAGGAAGGCCAGCCCACUGCUUCCACCUAG
This is a messenger RNA of Cyphellophora europaea CBS 101466, 3207 nucleotides long. RefSeq lists its product as uncharacterized. The coding region runs from base 1 to 3207 and encodes 1068 amino acids. The transcript has a single exon. Gene Ontology annotation, biological process: protein import into nucleus. The record is from RefSeq and is a predicted model, not a curated record. Gene Ontology annotation, molecular function: small GTPase binding. Lineage: Eukaryota; Fungi; Ascomycota; Eurotiomycetes; Chaetothyriales; Cyphellophoraceae. Gene Ontology annotation, cellular component: nuclear envelope; cytosol.